AUGAGCAGCAGCAAAGAAACAGUAAAUGAAGAGCAGAAGACAGAUAGCCAGAUAGUAAUUCAGCCCAAGUCCCCCACAGCUUCCUUGAAGAGAAAGAUUGUGGACAUCUCUCUGAAUGAAGUAAAGCAUGUCAAAAUAGUGGAAGAGAAAGCAGAGUCGCAGUCGCAAUCCUGUGCAUUUUGCAACAAAAAGCUGAAAUUCAUCAGCACAUUCACGUGCAGGUGUCAGAAGUCCUUCUGUGCACGCCACAGAUUCUUUGACCAGCACAGCUGUACAUUUGAUUACAAAAGCGAAGCAAAGAAUAAGCUUUCGGAAAGCAAUCCAAAAGUUGCGCCAAAGAAGAUUUCAGAGUAA
Messenger RNA from Vittaforma corneae ATCC 50505, 354 nucleotides. RefSeq lists its product as uncharacterized. The transcript has a single exon. The record is from RefSeq and is a predicted model, not a curated record. The coding region runs from base 1 to 354 and encodes 117 amino acids. NCBI's taxonomy places the organism in Eukaryota, Fungi, Microsporidia, Nosematidae. Gene Ontology annotation, molecular function: zinc ion binding.